GGUGGCGCACGCAUGGCGCGUACAGCCAAAGACGCGAGUAACAAAUCAGGAAUUUCCCUCCUGCCACUCCUGAGAGCGUGCAAGGCACGACAAAAGUCAAAGUUCUCCUCAGAGAGGGACAGCCCAAGCAGGAUCUAAUACUUUUUUGGAACUCCCCCCCGAACUCAAGAAGAUUGCAUAUUUUCCACCCAAAAUGAGUCCGUGACCACAGCACGAUGUUCCCUUUUUGAGCUUUUUUUUUUCUUUUUGCUGCUGCGUGGAAGUAACGGUGCGGCGCGCAGGAAAAGGCUGCCUGGAAUGUUAGUGGACGGCGCAGGGCGGUUUUUAGUGGCAUAUUUGGAUGAAGUGCGCAACACCGGGGUGCUCGAAUCCGGGACAUGUGGAAUAAAAACGGCGUCUAGAAGGAUGCUGCUGCUUGUACGAUGGAAGUGAAGAACUUUGCAGCUUUUUUGGCGGUGGUUUGUCUCCUUUUUUGCGUCGGCACGAGCCAACAAUUGCGUCCUAAAGGCAGGAAUGUAUGCAAAGCAAGAGGGUCUCCAGGGCCGGUGUGCUGCAGUGGAUGGGCCCAGCUAGGAGAUGAAUGCCUCACACCUCUUUGCGAAGGCAACUUCACUUGCAAGGAAAACGAGGUGUGCGUCCGGCCUAACGAAUGUCGCUGCCGUCACGGAUACUUUGGAGCGAGCUGCGACACAAAGUGCCCCGCCCAGUUUUGGGGCCCAGAUUGUAAGGGGAAAUGCCAUUGUUACCCCAACGGCCAGUGCGACGACCUGACUGGCAAGUGCACGUGCAACCACAACCGCUGGGGGCCCAACUGCGAGAACGCGUGCAUGUGCCAGAAGGGCAAGUGUGACCAGGACACCGGCGUCUGCACUUGUCACCCGGGCGUCUGGGGCCCGCAGUGCAACAACAACUGCUACUGCAGCGCCAACUCGCUGUGCGACCCAAUGACCGGCCGCUGCCUGUGCAGUCCCGGCUGGACGGGGCGGAACUGCGCCAUCCAGUGCAACUGCAACAACUCGCCGUGCGACCAGUUCACGCAGCGCUGCCAGUGCCGGGAGAGGAUGUGGGGGCCCCGGUGCGAGCGGUACUGCCAGUGCAUCCACGGAAAGUGCAACCCGGCCGACGGCUCGUGCACCUGCACACCAGGGUACCGGGGGAAAUUCUGCAGGGAGCCAUGUCCGGCGGGCUUCUACGGGCAGAACUGCAGGAACAAGUGCGGACACUGCAAAGGCCAGCAGCCGUGCAAGGUGACGGAGGGACGCUGCGUCACGUGCGAGCGAGGCUGGAACGGGACGCGGUGCGACCAGCUCUGCUCCAAAGGCUUCUUCGGCGAUAACUGCCAGGAAGCGUGUCCCAACUGCAAGGACGGCCACCACUGCGACCCCAUCCAGGGCAAGUGCUCGCACUGCAACCCCGGCUGGAUCGGGGACAGGUGCGAGGUGCGCUGUCCCAACGGCACGUAUGGCGAGAACUGCCAGAACAACUGCAGCCACUGUUUCAACGUCAACUGUCAUGUUGUCACCGGAGAGUGCCUGUGUGACCAGGGUUUCUACGGAACCUACUGCAACAUGACCUGUCAACCCGGACAAUACGGAGUCAACUGCAACCAAACUUGCUCCUGCCACAACAAGAACUGCGACCCCGUGUCUGGUGCCUGCUAUCUUGAACCGAACCAACGUAUGGGCGUGAUCGCGGCAGGAACCCUGGUCUCCUUUCUGCUGAUCCUGCUGCUCUCGCUGCUGUGCUGCUGCUGCCUGUGUCGACACAAAGACCACCACAACAAAAAAGCCAAGCGCAUCCUGUGCGGACGAUUUAGCCGAAUCAGCACGAAACUUCCCCGUAUUCCACUGAGGAGACAGAAACUGCCAAAAGUCGUCGUAGCCCACCACGACCCCGAACACAACUUCAACUGCAGCUUCAUCGAGCCCCCGUCUGUGGCCGAGCAGCCCUCGCCGUCCUCCUGGUCCUCCCAGGAGUCCUUCUCCUCCUUUGAGAGCAACGACGACGGCCCCGUUUACUGCGUGCCCCACGAAGAAUCAGUGAGUGAAAACAAGGACGUGCACAGCCCCAGUCCAGAAACAGAAAAACCAGAAGCUCCUACCGAUGAGGAAGCCGGAGAGUACACCUCCCUGAAAGACACCGGUGCCACCAAAACAGACGCCAGCGAUCCACCUGUGCUGAAGUCUUCAGAUAGUGAAAGCUCUACCAGCGGAUCAGAGUCUGCGACGGCAACCCUCUAUGCUCGCAUUGCUCGCCUCUCCAAGCAGUCCAGGGAGGAGGAGAGUAGCGCUAAGGACGGGGAGACAGCUACCACAGAGUACAAACGCAAUGGAAAACCACCGCCAUCUCCCGGAAAGCCUAAACCUCGACCACCGGACCCGUCAACCAAACCAAAGGUAUCUUGGAUCCACGGAAGCACGACGGGACCUCUCCAGCCGGACCAUCAAGGACAGGGUGGCUUGAAAGUGCUCCCCGUUCCAAAGAAGAAGAAAAGAAGCUCCAGUGACGUAUCAGCCAAGAGUGAGGAGCAGCACAAAGUGAAAGGAAAGAGUUGCGAUCAGCAAAGGAAGCAGGAGGGUGACGCCGACGGAUCGCCCAGCAAGCACAAUCAGCGAGGCAAGAAGUCUGGGGACGAGCAUAGCAGUCCAAGUCAUAUGGAGCACAUUAACGGUGUGGUUCAGAACGCUCUCAGGAAAAUCAGCAACUUCCACAGCUCUUCGUCUGUGAAGAAGAGCGCCGACACUGCUAAGGAGACCCCCAAAGAGCCCCCUAAGAGCCCCAAGCUCAUCCAUCCACAUAUGAACUCUGAAGCCGCCACACUCCUGGCCGCUCAGCUCAAGGAGAAAACCCAAAGCAUCAACAGGAACGAGGGGACGGGCCUGACCAAGACCAACGGACUCUCGACACCCAAGGGAACGCGGGAGAAGCCCACACCCCCACAGAAAGCCAAGAGGACCACGUCCUCUGGCUUUAACCAGCAGGGAUCUACCAAACCCCUACUGCCCACCUCCAGCAGCCUCCAGAAAAUGGUGGCGCCUGUCACCACAGAUCAAGGGAUCCCUGAAACCAGGAGCCCGGGAGAGCAGGACUUGAACGGCUCUAAGGCAGGGGACCCGAUGGUGGAUGCCACACCGAAGAAGACUCCCAUUAAAAAGCCACCAAGGAAGAAAGGCAAGGAGGCUACUUUGGAUACGCCAGAAACCAAAACACCAAAGACAGCCAUCAUGCCACCACAGAUAGUCAAGUAAGUGCUCUUCCCGCACUAUUUGGCUGAGUCCGCACAGAAAAAGAGAAACAUAGAAUCAUUGGACUGUGUAUUAGGUAUGCUAUGAUCAAGAACUCUACGUCUCAUCCUCCGUCUCAAACCACAAAGCGUGACUUAUGCUGCAUUCGAGAGAAGUGGGUGGUUCAGUCAGUCACACAGUUAGGUAGCCUAGACUCUGGUUCUUAGCCUUGUUUACCUUGAAUUUAAAUGGCAUUCAAUCGAUCGCAACUGGACCGUUCGUUGUUUCUUAGAAAGGUUUAACUUGUCAACAGGGUUAACUUUUAUAAGAAAGAAAAACGCUUAGGGUCGAUUUUUCCAAGACAAACCGAACAGUCCUGAGAAUGCAAAGACCUGGAUGAUUGAGAACAUCCACAGACACAUUUAAGACUGAGUACCACUGUGGGCAUUACGGACCACAGCUUUUUGUGGUGGCCUUCUAGUUAAGAAACAGACCUUUGGACCACAGACCAAUGUGUCCAAACUUCAAUCGGUAAAGUGUGCCUGAAAAGUAUUUCAGUGCCCUACUCUUCGACCGUAAUAUUUGUCCUUAGAAACUGUCAGACCAGUAUGAGGCAUCCAGAGUUACCUACUCUAUCCCAGAGGUGAUUAGCCUUUGGUUAAAUAACACUGGCCUAGACUAAUUUGCGUGAAAGAGGAACAUCAACCUCUUUUAGUAACGUCUAAAGUCCCAGUUUUACGGAAUGCAGCAUUCGUCGGACACAUCAGCUCGUUCAUGAAUACUCUUCAGUGGUACUAAUUCCUCUGCUAGCUACAUUUACAGUAAAGGAUCCUGAGGUACUAUGAUAGCAUAAACAGCAACAAAAUUAGCAUUUUAACAUGACAACAACAAGCAGAAUCAGUCUUGUUUUCUAUCCAGAUAAUCCUGACCUAUAAACGCAGAGAGCACACGGUUUCUGGUUAUGUAUUCGGUCUCAAUUGAUUUUAGUCAUGAAAACCAAGUUGGACCAGAAAAUAAUUUGUUGUGUCACUCUCAGGGUCUCAAAUCAACGAAUAAUUGCCACGAUACUAAACUUUAUAUCAAUAUGAACUGUUUAUUUUCGCUCAUUUAAUUCAAACGUAACCUCAGUUCCGUGUUUUGUUUUGAAGACGCGUGUUGAUUAACGGAAACAAAAAACAUUGAUUGCUUUGGUAAUGCCGAAGUAACAAGCUGCUACUAAACGGUGGCGUGUAGAAGUGUGCCUCGACUGUGGAUCAGUUAAGCCGAAUAAAAAUUUGUGUGUUAAAGUUGGAGUUACAGGUACUUAAACUGGAAUGUUUUUUCUAGAGGAAACGAUUCAUUGUUCAGGAUGGAUAGAUUUAUUGAAAGUGUUUUCUUUUUUUUGAAAGGUACAAGUUUGUAUGUUACUUUUUGCAGCUUUUUAAAACGUAAAAAAAAUAAAUAAAACCGUGUAUA
Molecule: messenger RNA, 4679 nt
Organism: Entelurus aequoreus (snake pipefish)
Lineage: Eukaryota; Metazoa; Chordata; Actinopteri; Syngnathiformes; Syngnathidae
Gene: scarf2
Product: scavenger receptor class F, member 2
Exons: 11
Coding region: 423-3248 (941 amino acids)
Molecular function (GO): scavenger receptor activity
Source: RefSeq, a predicted model, not a curated record